UCCCGUUCCGCGCCACCGCCGUCAAACCCGCCGCCUCUCAAGCUAUCCUCGACCCCAACCACCGCGCCGGCGACAUGCCGCCCAAAGAGCUGCCCGGAUUCUACUACGACCCGGACAAGAACCGCUACUUCCCCAUCAAGGGCCCUAUCCCCGGCGCCGCCAGCCGCCGUCCUCGGCCCCCGCCUCCACCCGCUGAGCCCUUGCCUCCUCCGACGACAUGCAGGAGGAAGAGGGCAAGGCAAUCCGAGCUGCUCCAUGCCAGGGAGAUGUACGGCGGCGGUGUGAUGCUCUCCAAGAACAGCAGGUCGACCUUCAAGCACCACUGCCAGUACGCGCAGGCAUCGGAGCCAAUGGCUUGGAAGUACCAGGGUACGGCAUUAGUGGCUGAUAGGGCACUCGAGGAAUUGCGCACCAUGGUUCAGACGCCGAGCGGGCUCUGCGACUCCAAGAUAUUAGUGACGGGAAGCAUGAAUGGUUCAAUCAGAUUAUAUGGAUUAGGGAGCGCUCUAGCAAACUAUGAGGACGAGAUGGAGUUUUCACCUCAGCCUGCUUGGACUCCCUUGGGAAAGGAGAAAGCAGCAGCGAAUUCUGCACUUGCAAAUAUCUGGUCACUUGAAACAGCUUUCUUAAACUUGGCAUCCAGUAUAACUUGCAUAAAAAGGCUUGGACGCAACUUCCAUGAUGCAGCCAGCACCAACUCAUCAGUUCAGCGAGCAUUGGUGACUACUCUUGGAUCCGGAGGAUCCGGCGGUUCUGUUUAUGUUAUGGAUACUUCUGGUGCUAUUGACUUCCCAGCAGUCUCACUGAAUGCCGAUGGAAGACUUGAACGAGUAGCAUCAUUUGAUCGUACAGUGUGGACUGCUGAUUGUAAUUUGGAUGGCACUCAAGUAGUUCUAGGUACAAACAAUGGUGCUUCUUUGCUUAAUUUGGAGACAGGAGCAUUAUCAUGGUUGCAUCGCUGUAAAAGUGACAUUCUUUCCCUGCAAUUUGUGCACUCGGGAAAUGUUGUCCUAUGCGGCCUACGGAAUGGAAGCAUAGUCCCCAUCGAUGUGCGGCAAAGGCAGAAUAGUCUAUCUAGCAGUCUAACUUCACCUAUCACUACAGGGACGACAGUUCCCAUGCUGUCUGCAAGACAUAACGCCAGAGGGAGAAACCAGUCUGAUAAGGCUAAAUCUUCAAGGGUUAUUCGUAUGUCUUCAGCCGUUUGCAGCCUGGUUGCUCUGUCGUCAGAUGAACACUACUUCUUAGGGAGCUCCAUGGAUGGAUUGAUCAAGUUAUUUGAUCUUCGUCUCAUUCAGAAGGGGGCUAUACAGUCUUACGCGGGGCAUGUAAAUUCACACACUCAUUUACCACUUGUUGUUGAUCCAUCUGAAACCCUACUCAUGUCAGGUGGAGAGGACUGUACUGUUCGCAUUUGGAGCAUCAAGACAGGCGAGCAAAUAUUCGCACAUAGUGUGUCUGACAGUCUUUUCACUGCACUUUGCUGGCCAGAAAGCGGCAAUGGUUUGAAUGGUUUCUCUUCACUGUUUGAUUUAAACCAUAGUUGGGGGGCUUGGAUGGGAUCGCGUGCUGGGUUGUUCUACAUGCAUGGCACUUAAACUGGUUGUGCACCAAUACAUACUUGGAGUGGAUAGAGGAAACCGCUGGCUGUUUCUAGAAGACGCACGAAGGUGCUUGAUCUUUGUCGCCGCAUAAGUCUCAGAAGUUUGUGCUCCCCAUGCUGUCAAUGCAGAGCUCUUAGAUGGUGCAGUUGAAGUUAUGUGAUGAACACCUCUGAGAGCAAGUGUUAGCUAUGUGAGACCUGCUACUAAUAGAGUAAUAGUGAUGAUAAUCAUGUUGUUUCUCUUAGUAGUAGUUAGAUCAACUGUCUAGCUAGGUAAAAGAGUUUCCUUAGGUAAGCAGACCAUAUUGUACAAUAUGUAUCAUAUGCUUUUUUAGCAUGGGAGUUAGUGAGCAAUGUGUUCUCUGCAUGUUUCCUGACAAGCCACCACACUUAUGAAAUUUCAUGCCAUGUAUGUUCCAUCUGUGAGUGAGAAAUAUAAGCAUCAGCGGACUUUGUGAA
Molecule: messenger RNA, 2062 nt
Organism: Lolium rigidum
Lineage: Eukaryota; Viridiplantae; Streptophyta; Magnoliopsida; Poales; Poaceae
Product: DDB1- and CUL4-associated factor 4
Exons: 11
Coding region: 75-1598 (507 amino acids)
Molecular function (GO): protein binding
Source: RefSeq, a predicted model, not a curated record